Molecule: messenger RNA, 1722 nt
Organism: Microsporum canis CBS 113480
Lineage: Eukaryota; Fungi; Ascomycota; Eurotiomycetes; Onygenales; Arthrodermataceae
Exons: 5
Coding region: 1-1722 (573 amino acids)
Biological process (GO): regulation of transcription by RNA polymerase II
Molecular function (GO): zinc ion binding; DNA-binding transcription factor activity, RNA polymerase II-specific
Source: RefSeq, a predicted model, not a curated record
AUGGCUGGACCUGGUGGCGGACCUCCUCGUAAGAGCCAUACAAAGUCAAGAAAGGGAUGCAAGACAUGCAAGAGACGACAUAUACGAUGUGAUGAGACCAUGCCACAAUGCCGAAACUGCACCAAGCACAACUGCAGAUGUGAUUAUAUGGAUAAUGUCCUCGCUCAUGAUUCUGCCAACAAUGCCAGAAGUCCGGAUCUUCUCAUGUCUCCGGAAAUUGAACUAGAGAUCCAGAACUGGCAGAAGUCUGGGAACCCUCCUUUCCCUGAGCUACAGCUUAGCUCACGGGCUUAUUGGUAUAAAUUUUCACGAACGGAUCUACGGCUCAUUCACCAUAUUGCAGGUCUAUCCAUUGACCUUCACCGAAGAGGCUACAGCAAUUGUACCGUAUGGGCCCAGAAGAUGCCUAUAUUCCUUACCAUUGCCUUGUCUAAUGACUUUGUUAUGAGUUCUAUUCUGGCACUCUCUGCUUCUCACAUUGCCUGGAUGACUCAGAAUCAAGAUACCGAGAACCUUGCUUACCACCAUCGAGGCGUUGCGAUCAAGGGUCUUCAAGAGGCUAUAAGUUCGUUCUCGCGAGAGAACUCGGAUGCUAUCCUCGCCUCAUCUUUGCUCUUAUCAUGGCAGUCCACCGAAUGGAGAGGUUGGGCUUCCCUGCAACAAGGCGUUUCAACAGUUUUAAAUUCUAUGGAACCUUGGUGGAAGGAAGAAUCAGAACUGGCUAGGUUUAUGGACGGUCAGCGAGCUUUCCGAAGUGCUCGAACCCCCCUGACGCCAACAUACCCAGGAACGUUGGCUCAUUUCCAGAAUGAAGAUAUAAUGAGGCUGGAUAGAGUUAUUGUCAACCUACAAAACAUCCACCAGCGAAUCUCUCAUAACCAAGAACAUUUCCGCAGAGUAACUGAUCUGCUCGCCUUCACUCAGCGAUUGAGAGAUGAGCUUCCCGUCCAGUCACCAGAGAAGGCAUUUGAAAGGCUUCAGCCGCUACGAAUCUGGCUUUUCUGGCUCCCAUCGGCGAUGCUGCGAGGUGGAGAAGCAGAUCUAGGGGCUCUCGCCGUGCUGUCUCAGUUUUUUGGCGUUGCACUUGCUUUGGAACCUCUUUUCCCCGAAUUUGGUGGUUCAUAUCUCGGCUCCAUGGCGGUCAAUCCAAUCGAGGAGAUCAGAAGAAUUUUGUACCACAGACGAGCAACUAAUCCGUUUGCGCCUGAGAUCCAGCUCGCCCUAAGCCUGAUGGAUCUCCCAGCCGAAACUGUGGCCGAGUACCGCAGCCGUCUUCAAUGGUCGCCAAGGUCAUCCUUCGACGGAUAUCCUACAGGAUCGCAUAGUCCAUAUCAUCAUGCGCUUCCAACUCCACAUCUGCCUAACCUACCAUCUACUUCCGCAGCCAUCGUCAGUCCUACCACCGCUGCAUACCCUGCAUAUACCACAUCGCCGCUCCACUCACCUAUGACACCAGCAAUCGUCGGUUCGCCAUACCAGAUGUCGAACGCGAUGCUUCACUCACGUCGCCACUCACAAGUAUACCCAUCUCCCACACUUCACCAUGAUCCGGUAGAGGAUCGCAUUCCCGAAUAUAAACAGCCCGAACAGCCCGCAAUGUUCAAUCCCGCUUAUCUGGGAAAUCUUAUUAACGGGGGCCCGACAAUCGGGGCGGAUUACCAUGAUUCCCCCCCAGUUAAUGUGACAGGAGGGUUGGUCGCUCCGGAACUCUGCUGGACUUGA